Molecule: messenger RNA, 1068 nt
Organism: Triticum aestivum (bread wheat)
Lineage: Eukaryota; Viridiplantae; Streptophyta; Magnoliopsida; Poales; Poaceae
Product: mediator of RNA polymerase II transcription subunit 7a
Exons: 6
Coding region: 246-785 (179 amino acids)
Biological process (GO): regulation of transcription by RNA polymerase II
Cellular component (GO): mediator complex; core mediator complex
Molecular function (GO): transcription coregulator activity
Source: RefSeq, a predicted model, not a curated record
GUAGGUUCUGUCGAGGGGGUGAUGGUGAAAAGACCCCAUCCGCGUCUCGUGCGCCGCCCGAUCGCUCGUGGACGGUUCAGAUCGAACCCUGUGGAUCCUGGCCCAUCACCAGUUCACCACCGUCCCGUGUCGACCGCAUCGGCCUCGUCUCGUCUCCCGUCCCCGCCCGCUCGCCGCCGUUCGCCGACCGGCCUCGCCGGCGGCCUUCCGUCCCCGUGGUCGUUCCUCGAGAGGAAUAAGGCGAGAUGGCAAUGGCGACGUCGUCGGCGUACCCUCCGCCUCCUCCGUUCUACCGGCUGUACAAGGACUUCGAGCAGGACCCGUCGUCUGCGCCGGAGCCUCCACCGCCGAUCGAGGGGUCGUACCAGCUCUUUGGCGCUACCUACACAACGGAUGUGGUGCUGCCAAGUCUGGAGGAUCAAGGUGUUCGCCAGCUUUAUCCCAAGGGCCCAGAUAUCGACUUCAAGAAGGAGCUAAGGACACUCAACAGAGAGCUUCAACUCCAUAUCUUGGAGCUAGCGGAUAUUUUAGUGGAGAGACCGUCUCAGUAUGCCCGCAGGGUUGAAGACAUUUCACUCAUUUUCAAGAACUUGCACCAUCUUCUUAAUUCCCUACGACCACACCAGGCAAGAGCGACACUGAUUCACCUCCUUGAGAGCCAAAUACAGCGUCGUAAGCAAGCGAUUGAGGAUAUAAAACAGAGGAGAGAGGAGGCACAAAGGCUGCUUGGGGAAUCACUGGUUAUUAUUGAGGGAAGCCAGCAGCAGGUUAUGACUCCAAUGUGAAGGCCUCUGAUAUCCUGGGUUUCAGGUUAUGACUCCAGUGUGAAGGCCUCUGAUAUCCUGGGUUUCCUGGUGCCAAGUUGGCUGGAUUAAGAUGAAGUAUUGGCGUGAGGUGAAUGCAUUCUGCUGUUUGCUCGUAGAAAUAGCCUAGUGACAAUUAUGAGAAAUUUCUAGCUUUCAAAGAUGGAUUAUGCAUCUGCGUGUGCUGUGAAGCUUUUAAGCACUGAACCUGGUCAGCUCGAUGUUGGAUACUUCCAUUGUAAUGUUUAGAAUCUUUUUUUCUUCA